GGUGACCCAAGACUCAGGACCCAGGAGCAUGAGGCUUGCAGGACAAGAGACAGCUGGCCAGCUACAGGUGACGCCGCCGCUCACACCCAAUGGCAGUGGGCUGAGCCAGGAGUUUGAAGGCCAUUGGCCGGAGAUCCCGGAGAGGUCCCCAUGUGUGGCCGGGGUCAUCCCUGUCAUCUACUACAGCGUCCUGCUGGGCCUGGGGCUGCCUGUCAACCUCCUGACCACAGUGGCCCUGGCCCGCCUCGCCACCAGGACCAGGAAACCCUCCUACUACUACCUUCUGGCGCUCACGGCCUCGGAUGUCAUCACCCAGGUAGUCAUCGUGUUCGUGGGCUUCCUCCUGCAGGGAGCGGUGCUGGCCCGAAAGGUGCCCCAGGCUGUGGUGCGCGUGGCUAACAUCCUGGAGUUUGCUGCCAACCACGCCUCAGUCUGGAUCACCGUCCUGCUCACGGUCGACCGGUACAGCGCCCUGUGCCACCCCCUGCACCAUCGGGCCACCUCAUCCCCAGGCCGGACCCGUCGGGCCAUCGCUGCUGUCCUUGGUGCUGCCCUGCUGACUGGCAUCCCCUUCUACUGGUGGAUGGACGUGUGGAGGGACGAGGACCCCCCCAGCACACUGGACGAGGUCCUCAAGUGGGCUCACUGCCUCAUCGUCUAUUUCAUCCCUUGUGGCGUUUUCCUGGUCGCCAACUCGGCCAUUGUCUGCCAGCUACAGAGAAGGGGCCAGAGUGGGCCUCGGCCCCGGGUGGGCAAGAGCACCGCCAUCCUCCUGGGUGUCACCACGCUCUUCGCCCUGCUUUGGGCGCCCCGGACCUUUGUCAUGCUCUACCACCUGUACGUGGCCCCCGUCUACCGGGACUGGAGGGUCCACCUGGCCUUGGAUGUGGCCAACAUGGCGGCCAUGCUCAGCACAGCAGUCAACCUCGGGCUCUACUGCCUUGUGAGCAAGACCUUCCGGGCCACUGUCCACGAGGUCGUCCAUGACGCCCACCUGCCCUGCACCCUGCGGUCACAGCCAGCGGGCGUGGUGGCGGAACCUGUGCUGAAGCCUGCAGGACUCCCCAAAGGGGCAGAACUGUAG
Messenger RNA from Mesoplodon densirostris (Blainville's beaked whale), 1084 nucleotides. RefSeq names its product G protein-coupled receptor 142 (gene GPR142). Gene Ontology annotation, biological process: G protein-coupled receptor signaling pathway. The coding region runs from base 29 to 1084 and encodes 351 amino acids. Lineage: Eukaryota; Metazoa; Chordata; Mammalia; Artiodactyla; Ziphiidae. The transcript has 3 exons. Gene Ontology annotation, molecular function: G protein-coupled receptor activity. The record is from RefSeq and is a predicted model, not a curated record. Gene Ontology annotation, cellular component: membrane.